AUUUUGUAAUCUAAGAUUACAUUUAUUAGUGUAACUCUAGUAAGUUUUACUCCAAAAUCCAAUGGUAUCUCCUAAUAAUAUGAAUGUGUUUUAAAUCCCACGUUAUGCGAUAUGCUGUAUAUAGAGUCUGGCCAGCCAAAGCUGAACCCAGUGUUUUUUGUAGCGGCCACACUAUCUGGAAUGUUAUCAUGGCGUUUCUGCGUAGUUAGUUGUCAGUUUUGUUGUACACGGGUCAAAUUAUUUGCGAAUUUCUUGGUUUUAGUGUUGAAAUAUGGAUAAAACUAUAAAGAAUGCUGUGAGGCAGAUUUAUUUAAAAUGUAUGGUCUGACUGGCCAGACUCUACCUAUAAUAAUUAGUAGCCAAUUUAGAAUAAGAUUUUAUGUAUGAAUUCUAUAUUAUGUUACAAAUUGAGCUACUGUUGGUGCGUCUUUAAAUAAAUAAAUAAAAUAUGUGAUCUCAGAGGGCCAGGCAAGAACUUUCUUGACUACAUAAUAUUUAUCUUUAUAUUAUGGAUUAACUGCACUUAAGUAUCGUUAUUUUAUGACUUAACAUUUUUAAAUAUUAAUUACAAAUUCUGUUUCAUCAAAAUAAGUUCAUAGUUUUCGAUAAAAAGAGUAUCAAAUACUCACCCAUCCACAACAAAUUCGACAUCUGUGCUUGACAGUGACAGAUGACAGAUAAUUGACAUUUGACGUGGAGACUGGAGGUGUUGUGGAUCAAUACUUUGUUUACAAUUCCAAAAUAUCGAAUAAUUUAAAAUUUAAAUGUUAUAAAUUAUUCUUUGGAUUAAGUCCAUAAAGACUUGAAAGCAUUCAAAAAAUAAUAUUUGUGUUUAAUUGAUUCUGAGAGCCAAAAUGCCAAUUCAAGUAGAUCCUCGAAUGGGAAAUUGCACUUUGCCUACAAGAACAAGAACAGAAGUAAAUGUAAGAAUACUUUUAAAUAAAUGUGAAUCGAUUGCAAAAGAUGAGUCUUUGGAUGAAGACUGUCGUCUAAAACAAUACGUGCAAAACUUAGAGGAAUUAAUAACUGAAUUAAAAAAUGAAAAUCCUGACAAACCACUAAAAGAUAUGCCGGAAUAUAUAAAAAGGGCUGCAUUUUUGAAGGGAUUGAUUCAGACUAGUACACUCAAUAGCCCUAUGGAAAAAUUAGAAGCUGUGCAAUUAUUAUCUCACGGAGCAGCCACUAUGUCUGCCGAUGCAGCAGCCCAAGAGAUUCAUCAGAAAACUGUAGCAAAGUAUGGUUUAGAACUAAGAUCUGAAUUGUUUGGAACUGAAGACAGCGAUGAUACAUUGAGGAAACGGAACAUAAUAAAAGCACCAAAUUUCACAAGUAACAGCAGCAGUCAGGAAGACAUUGAUUCAUUGCUCAAAUAUCACCAAAAUAUGCAAGAGAAAGUGGCGGAGAACAUGGUACUUCUCACUAAAAGUUUGAAGGAACAAUCGCAGAUUGCUAGCAAAAUUAUCAAAGCUGAUACUGAGGCGUUAAAGAAGUCAUCAGAUCUCACCGAUAAGAACUUAAUGUCACUAAAAGUUGAAUCGGAGAGGUUACAAGAACACAGUCGCAGUGCAUGGAAAUGCUGGUUGUGGCUCAUGUUGGCUGCAGUCAUGGUCAUAUUUAUAAAUAUGGUUCUCUUCAUGAAAGUAAUGAAGAAAAGAAAAACUGACAUGUAAAUUAGUCGAUGUUAAUAAUAUUAUUUG
This is a messenger RNA of Colias croceus (clouded yellow), 1697 nucleotides long. RefSeq names its product vesicle transport protein USE1 (gene Use1). Gene Ontology annotation, biological process: retrograde vesicle-mediated transport, Golgi to endoplasmic reticulum. Gene Ontology annotation, molecular function: SNAP receptor activity. Bases 855 to 1670 code for a protein of 271 amino acids. NCBI's taxonomy places the organism in Eukaryota, Metazoa, Arthropoda, Insecta, Lepidoptera, Pieridae. The record is from RefSeq and is a predicted model, not a curated record. The transcript has 6 exons. Gene Ontology annotation, cellular component: SNARE complex; endoplasmic reticulum.